AUGCAGAUUUCGACAUUUUCCAACAAGCGCUAUUUUGUGACGUUCAUCGACGACAAGUCGCGGUUUUGUACUGUGUACCUAAUUCACAGCAAGUCUGAAGUGUUAGACAAAUUCAUGCAGUUCACCAAGUUUUCCAAGACUCAUACCGGUCGUCGCAUCAAGAUGCUCCGCAGUGAUAACGGUGGAGAACAUGUGUCCAACAAGUUCGCCGCGUUCUGUCGCAACAAAGGCAUCAUACAGCAAUUUACGCCGCCGUACACCCCACAGCUUAACGGAGUGACGGAGAGAAUGAACAGGACUCUAAUCGAGAGUGCUAGAUGCAUGAUUGAGCAUGCGGGACUAAGCAAGCGCUACUGGGGCGAAGCAGUGUCAACGGCAGCGUUACUACGCAAUCGAUGUCCAACGCAAGCAAUUGGCCAUAAAAAGUCCCCGCACGAGGUAUGGACGAAGACGAAGCCGUUGUUGAAAACCCUGAAAGUCUUUGGAUGUCACGCAUAUGUGCAUGUGCCGAAAGAGAAGAGGUCGAAGCUUGAUGCGCUAUCGACGUUGUGUCGCUUCUUGGGCUACUCAGACCACGAAAAUGUGUACCGGGUUAAAGAGAUAACAAGCAGUCGCAUUUUAGUGAGUCGCGACGCCCAAUUCAUGGGAGACAUGUUCGACAGCGGGAAGUACAUGCAACAAAGUAGCAUCGACCCUAUCGAGUAUCAUAACACUGAUGAAGGCUUCAACGACCGUGACAACGGGGUUGCCAAUGAAGACAUGGAUGCGCAUAUGCCCGAAUCAGCAUCGAUCCAUGAGCGGCCACAAUGGCAACAAAUGCGGCGUUCAAGUCAUCAACCGCAGUAUAUGCAGCAGCAGACAGACGAGUUUCUACCGGGGUCGAAAAGACAUGUACGCACACAGUCACUAAAAGCUUUGUCAGAGCCACCGUGGAAAAACGCGAUGGACGCGGGGCUAGUACAAGUGAUGUGCACACAUCGUUAG
Molecule: messenger RNA, 984 nt
Organism: Peronospora matthiolae
Lineage: Eukaryota; Oomycota; Peronosporomycetes; Peronosporales; Peronosporaceae
Source: the annotation of a GenBank genome assembly